AUGCAUCGGCAUGGCAGUGCGGAGUCCCUGUUGUUGUCAGUGUUGCCUGUGCGGGAUCGUCAUCAUCAUCACGGGGACACCACUCGUCAGCAAAUGGCGGACGACCCCUGGGUGCCCAUGAGUCCCUGUGACAGGGAAGCUGGGCUCUGUCGCUUGCCUCUUCGGCGCCGGGGCCUAAGUGCCUGCGACACUAAGCCGUUGUCUCUCCAAGACGCCAUCUGGUGUUGGGUCGGACUGGAGCCGCCUUUCCGCCACAAUGAGCCGCCGUCUGGAUGGAAAAAGUCGGCGUCCAAUUCCCAAUUGCCUGACGCCGCCGUGAACCCCGAUGAGAAUCCAGAGGGUACUUCCGAGGCGUCUCCAGAGGCGCCUCUUGUGCCUCAGCCGCCACCGACGCCACCGCCAGUCCUCACGUCAACUGAGCUGCUUUCUCUGGAACAAGAUGGCGGCGACAAGUCGCAAGACCCUUUCCAGAGAGAAUCUCCCAUUCGCACAAUAACCAUGGAAGAGGUGGAAGCCAUGGCAGUGCCGGACAAGGAGGAAGAAGAAGACAUGCCCCUGGCACGCAACAGCACCAUGAAGGACCAGGACUUACCAUCAGAGUACCCGACGAGCGCCACUAUCCUCAGCAGGCGGCCGUCGUCUCUUCAGGACGGUGGCGGUGGUGGUGGCGGCAAAGACACACCUGCCGUGGACCCGACUACGAACUCUGGAAUCGCCAUGGGCCUUAGUGCCAUGUAUGGCAAGCUUUUGGUAGUGCUGGGAUUCGCCUUUCCUUUGUCCGAGGUCAUUUCCUCCCACAUCCCCUACAGCUUUUAUGAGGCAUUCUACCUUUAUUUGUACAUUGGCUGCAUUGUGUUCCUGCUGUUCAUUUAUGGAGAGAUCAUGGUAACCAAGAAGAAGAGCAGAAUGACAGAGAUGAGGAGGGUUGCGGGCUCAACUUACAGCAUGGAGAGCUUUUACAGUGUGGACCCCCAGAGUGUGGUUGACCCAGAGACUGGCAGAGUGUCAUGGCUGGACAAGCCAACUAUUCAGUAUGGGAGCUUCUACCUCCGACUGGGCACAGUUGCUUUUGGUGUGGGCAACAUGAUAUACUCUGGCCUGGAGGUGGGACAGUACUUUGAGUACCAAGAGGACGACCGUUGUUACACCCCACUGUUGGCCAUCACUCCUGCGUUUCGCAUCGUCUUCACCUUCAUCCAAAUGUACUUCAUCUUCCUAAACUCGAAGAUGUUGAUUUCAAGGUUUUCUGUGGUGGCUCGUUUCGGCCUCAUGCACAUGAUUGCCACCAACUUGUGCAUCUGGCUCUAUGUCUUGGUGGAAGAGUCCAAACACGAGCUGCUCCAAGGAGACCAUCAGUCUAGUGCGAAUCACCACGUACCAAAGGUGGACCAUUCUUUUGCGGGGAUCCCUGCAGUGCACCACCCGCAUGAUGAACACCACCAGCACACCAGUGCAGGCAAUGAAUCUGUCCUCGACACCAUCUCGAACCUCAUUUUUGGAGUAGAGGACCCCGUUGGGAAUGGUUCUACACUCUUUCCCGAAUUCCUUGUGGUACAAGCCAAUGCAAGUGCAUCAUCAUCAUCGGCGUCGGAGUACCCACAUUCGACGAAUAACCUGGUACCCACGCCCCUGACCCUGGGUCUCGUGGGCUCUGGGCCCCACACUGUCCACGAAUGCCUCCGCACCAACAUGAUGGGCGAGCUGGUGCAGAACGCGAGUCCCUUCCUGUUCCCCUGCGUCAUCGAGUACAGCCUCAUCUGCGCCGCCGUGCUCUACGUCAUGUGGAAGAAUGUCGAGGAAGCCGGGACAGAUGACGCUCGCAACAACCGCCCGCCGCGCCACCGCUCGGGCAUGCUCCGCAUCUCCUCCAAGCGGUCCCGCCACCACUACUCCAUGGACUGCGCAGGCGCCAAUCGUGGCCUUUUCACGGGCAUCGUGCUCCUCGUGCUCACCGUCAUCUCGCUCAUCCUGUUCUUCGUGCUCAUUGGCCGCGAGGACACUAGAGACGUGGCCGUGUUCGAGGCCAAUGUGUCCGAGUUGGUGCUGUACGCGGCGUCCGCCAUCGCCGCCAUGGCCGGCAUGGUGCGCAUGCGGCGCCUGCGCCACGCCCGGCACCACGACCUCGAGCUCGACUCCAUCCUGCUCAUCAUCGCGCAAACCGGCUUGUUCCUCUACGCCGUUUUCAUCGUCAUCGGCGGCUACUUUGCCCUGGAUGCUGGUCGCCUGGCCACGGGCCUCACGCUCGCCACGGGCCUCCUCAUGCUGGCCCAGUGUGGCCUGCAGACCAUGUUCAUCGUGGACGCGUCGCGGAGGUUUGCCAGGAACUCGGCUCAGGCCCGAGACAAGCCCGGGCGGGAAUUCGUCACGUUCCUCAUCGUGGCCAACUUGGCCAUGUGGGCAGUGAACACUCUGGAGACGAGUCGGGCCAGUGCCCAUCCCGUGCACCUCCAGUUUUUCGGCGAGUGGGCCUGGACCGUCAUUGUGCACGUGUCCAUGCCCUUGGCCAUCUUUUACCGGUUCCACUCGACUGUGUGUCUCUGCGAGGUGUGGACCAAGGCCUACAAGGUGCGGCAUGUGGACCAGCACCACUGAUGAUAUACAGUACUGCACCAGCAAUCCAGCAUAUAUAGGGUAAACAAAACAAAAAAAGAUGAGGGAGGAAAUAAAAUAAAUAAGAAGUAUAGACAGACAAUGAGCAGAUUGAAAAGAAAAAGGACCAUCGUCUCACCUACUCAAUGAAUCAAUCAAUCAAUCAAUAGUCUCUCUGUAUCAAAGCAAAUAAGCCCAGCAGCAAAUAACCUAGCAGGCAUAAAAAGCAGGUGUGAUAUCACUCAUACUGCCAACCUGUAACAUAUGCUUGGCCUAAUACGGGUGACUUUUUUUUUUUAGCUAUGGGUAAUGUAUGCUUGCUAUAUACUGUACAUUACUGUAGCUGCAGAAAAUGAGAAAAAGACACUCAAACCACAGAAAAUUUAAAGACUCUUAUCACAAAUUUUGGAGAGACACAGACAGGAUUUUAAACCACUUAUUUCCCUCAUUUACAAAUUUUUUUUCAUUUACUGGACUUGAAAGUCAUGCAGUCUAUUUCCAAGUUCUGUCAAUAUUUUUUCAUACGUUUUAAACUUUAGAAUUGACAUAUUUUUGGCUGACGCAUGAAGCACAUGACAGAACUAGAGAAUAAUUCUUGAGUGCUGUACCUCAUUCUGUAGAAUUCUUCAUUCACAAGUGAAUUAAUUAUUUUCUUUUUAAGAUUUAUGGAAAAAAACUUCUGAGCACGUGAUUGGCAGCUUACAAUAUCAAACAGACUUUAAAUCCUUUUUUGUCAUCUUCAAUCAUCUGAGGCUCUCUGAAUGGAUUUUGAAGCAUUUUUUUCUCUGGCUGCUUUGUGAAGCAGUGGAAUCGCUGCGUGUGUGUGUCUACUUCGAGUGUCUUUGUCUUAUUUAUUUUUCGGCGAGUCAGAUUCAUUUGCUUUGAUUCGAUGAGGAAUUUUGCGUUUGAAAAAUUUUAUUUCGAUUUUAAAGUACGCGGUAUAUAUUCGGUGAAAUGUAUAAAAAAAGGCAAAGGGUUUUGACGAGAAACAUGUGUUCAAUUGUGAGAUGAUGCUGUUUCGUGCAAGAGUCAAGCGAAGAAAAUUUUACCGGUAGAUUUUCGAAAAAUUAAUUUUGAGUGCAAGAGAGUUAAGAUGAGGGGAAGAGCUUGUUGAAUGUUGAGAGACAAAGAGUGCGGCACUGUAUUGCUUUUGUUAUUGAUGUUCGUGGCCUUGGCGUAUUUUCGUGACUAAUGAGUAGGAAAUACAGAAUACGCGUUUUGCAUAUACAGGAACA
Messenger RNA from Notodromas monacha, 3824 nucleotides. Lineage: Eukaryota; Metazoa; Arthropoda; Ostracoda; Podocopida; Cyprididae. The record is from the annotation of a GenBank genome assembly.